AUGACCACUACCGACCUCCUGCAAGAACCAUGGACUCCCGUCCACCCCAUAACCAUCGCCAUCAUGACACUAGCCCUCACCAUCUACCUACCACUAGUUCAACAUCUCCGCUACCAGCGCAAAUCAGCAAUAGAAGCCCCAUUCAUUACCAACAAAAGACCUCUAUCAAGCAUGACCAUCGAAGAAGCACAUACAAUCAUAACCCAAUUACAAGAGCUGGAAUUUCCAUAUGCAUUCGCCAAGGCUCGUCGGAUGGCUCUCUUGAAGGCCGGAGGCAUCCCCACCAUGUCGAAGCUAUUCGCCGUCACAGGCCAGAACAACAGACGAAACGCCGGUAAGCGAGCCGUUGACACGGAGAUUCUCCUCCGGGAGUCGCAGUCGCAGCGGAGAGAUUCAGAUCGCUAUGCGACUGCUGUGGCGAGGAUGAAUUAUCUCCACGCCCGCUACCGUCGCGCCAACAAAAUCACCGACGACGAUCUCCUCCACACGCUAGGCGAUGGACUUGCUGAGAUUCUGAACGUGAUUGAGCGGGAAGAAUGGCGUGGUCUCACAGACGUGGAGAUAUUGCACGAUCUGCCGAACCAGAAGACGAAUUUAUAUAACUUUGAAAGAAAGGUCUUGCAGCCAUGGUAUAUUCGUCCAACUGUGUGGUCGAAAUAUGGCCCUGGGGCAUUGCUGAUUAGAUUGUUCGGAGGCAAGGUGCCUGGCUCACGUGGAGAUCGGUAUCAGCCACAAGGAUACGAUUUGAUGACUAUUGGGCCGGAGCCACAGAAGGGAAGAGGGUUGGAGGAGAUGAGAGGUGAUAUUGAGUUGAUUAAGGCGAGGGGGAUGGCGACGUGUCCGUUUUCGAAGGCGAAAUGGGAUCAUCAUGAUGCAAAUUGA
Aspergillus niger is the source of this 882-nucleotide messenger RNA. RefSeq lists its product as uncharacterized. The transcript is spliced from 4 exons. Gene Ontology annotation, molecular function: oxidoreductase activity. The coding region runs from base 1 to 882 and encodes 293 amino acids. Lineage: Eukaryota; Fungi; Ascomycota; Eurotiomycetes; Eurotiales; Aspergillaceae. The record is from RefSeq and is a predicted model, not a curated record.